Messenger RNA from Blastomyces gilchristii SLH14081, 1260 nucleotides. Its product is annotated as glycolipid-anchored surface protein 5. Lineage: Eukaryota; Fungi; Ascomycota; Eurotiomycetes; Onygenales; Ajellomycetaceae. The record is from RefSeq and is a predicted model, not a curated record. Bases 1 to 1260 code for a protein of 419 amino acids. Gene Ontology annotation, cellular component: cytoplasm; fungal-type cell wall. Gene Ontology annotation, molecular function: 1,3-beta-glucanosyltransferase activity. The transcript is spliced from 8 exons. Gene Ontology annotation, biological process: fungal-type cell wall (1->3)-beta-D-glucan biosynthetic process.
AUGAAAGCCACAGCCGUGUCUGCGUUGGCGGCAGCCAUUUUCGGGGCAUCGUCUGCUCUCGCUGGUGUGGCCAGCAAUGUCCAGGCCAGAGAGAGCAAAAUCACUCCUGUCACAGUCAAGGGGAAUGCAUUCUGGCAGGGAAACAGGCGUUUUUAUAUACGCGGAGUCGAUUAUCAACCAGGAGGAGCUUCCAAGGUCAAGGAUCCCAUCGCUGAUCCUGAGGUAUGCAAACGAGACAUCGCCAAAUUCAAGGAGCUGGGCCUGAACACUAUCCGCAUUUACACUGUCGACAACAGCAAGGACCACGACGAGUGCAUGCAGGCUCUGGCUGAUGCCGGCAUCUACCUUGUCCUCGAUGUCAACACUCCUAAGUAUUCUAUUAACCGCAUGGAACCCGAGAUUUCCUACAAUGACGUAUACCUCCAGAACGUCUUUGCUACCGUCGCAAUGUUCGCGAAAUAUGACAACACUCUAGCUUUCUUCUCCGGAAACGAGGUUAUCAACGAUGGGCCUACCUCUAAAACCGCCCCUUACGUCAAAGCAGUCACUCGUGAUAUUCGCCAAUUUAUCCGUAAGCAGGGCUUGAGAGAAGUCCCUGUUGGCUACUCUGCGGCUGAUGUCGACUCCAACCGUCUCCAGAUGGCGCAGUACAUGAACUGCGGUCCUGAUGACGAGCGCAGCGAUUUCUUUGCUUUCAACGAUUACUCCUGGUGUGACCCAUCCACCUUCGAGAAGGCCGGCUGGGACAAAAAAGUCGAGCUGUUCUCCGGGUAUGGACUGCCCCUUUUCCUCUCGGAGUACGGCUGUAACACGAACACACGCGAGUGGAACGAAGUGAAGGCUCUGUACUCCGAGAAAAUGACCAGCGUCUACUCUGGUGGUCUCGCCUAUGAAUAUUCCCAGGAGCCCAAUAACUAUGCCGGUGACGGUGGAUAUAAUGAGGCCGGUGGAGCCAGCCCAUGCCCCAAGAAGAACGCUCCCAGCUGGGAUGUUGAUGGUGAUAAACUGCCUGCCAUCCCUGAGCCGGCAAAGGUAUAUGUCAUGAAAGGCGCUGGAAAAGGUCCUGGCCUAGGCGGUUCUGGUAGCCAAAACGCUGGCACCGGAUCAUCUGGCUCGGCUGAACCAGGUUCUGGUGCUGUAGACGGCAAGACUGGCAAAGGGGGUUCCGGGGGGCAAGGAAACGGUGCUGUUGGCUUACACCCCGGAUAUGCCGUCGUGUCGAUGUCGAUGGUCACUGCGGCUUUCUUCCUGAUGAACUAG